UUGCUCCAGGCAAAUUGCUCUUAGUUCUGGCUGCUCACGUGUUUGUAUACGAUAAAAAUAUAACCUUAAAACAACAUAUCAAGGUUAAAAUGGACAAUAGCAAAAUAUUCUAAUAACAAAAUAAUGUAAAAUCAUAUAGUUUUAAAAUUAAAUUUUAUUGAACAAAUAAAUUAUUAAAAAUGUUACGAAGACAAGCGCGCCUAAGGAGAGAAUAUCUCUAUAGAAAAUCGAUACAAGACAAAUUGAAAACUAUUCAAGAAAAGAAGGAUAAAAUUAAAAGAUGUCUUGAAGAAAAUAUUCCUAUACAUCCAGAUUUAAGAAAUUCUGCAUUAUAUUUGCAAAGAAAAGCAGAGUGGGAAGAUGCAGGUCCGGAGCUGGCAGCUUUGCAGGGAACGGAAAUGGGUGGAGCAGUCGGAUCAAACGAAGACGAUGAGUAUAGAUGGGCUGGAGUCGAAGAUCCUAAAAUUGUCAUUACAACAUCUCGUGAUCCAAGUUCAAGAUUAAAAAUGUUUGUUAAAGAACUCCGUUUAAUUUUUCCAAAUUCACAGAGGAUGAAUCGUGGUAAUUAUGAAAUGAAACAAUUAGUUCACGCAUGUAGAAGCAAUAAUGUCACAGAUUUUAUAAUUGUUCAUGAACAUAGAGGCGUACCUGAUACGCUAAUAAUCUGUCAUUUGCCUUACGGACCCACAGCAUAUUUUACAAUAUUAGAUGUUAUUAUGCGUCAUGAUAUACCUGAUAUUGGAACUAUGUCGGAACAGUAUCCCCAUUUAAUAUUUCACAAUUUCAAAACUAAGAUUGGUAUAAGAACAAUGAGUAUUUUAAAAUACUUAUUUCCUGUACCUAAGGAAGACAAUAAAAGAGUUAUUACAUUUGCCAAUCAUGAUGAUUAUAUUUGCUUUCGCCACCAUACAUAUAAGAAAGUAAAUGGAAAAGAUAUUGAACUAUCUGAAGUUGGACCAAGAUUUCAAUUAAAAUUAUAUGAAAUAAAAUUAGGAACGUUGGAUGCAGCCUCAGCGGCAGAUACUGAAUGGGCAUUAAGACCAUAUAUGAAUACCAGUCAUAAGAGGAGAUUUCUAUCUGAUGACGACGGAUGGCUACAAGAAGAUGAUGUUGAAUAAAAUAUUGUAUAUAUAAUUAUAUAUUAAGAACAUU
Messenger RNA from Ceratosolen solmsi marchali, 1152 nucleotides. RefSeq names its product U3 small nucleolar ribonucleoprotein protein IMP4. Gene Ontology annotation, cellular component: small-subunit processome; Mpp10 complex; nucleolus. The transcript has a single exon. Lineage: Eukaryota; Metazoa; Arthropoda; Insecta; Hymenoptera; Agaonidae. Gene Ontology annotation, molecular function: rRNA primary transcript binding; snoRNA binding. The record is from RefSeq and is a predicted model, not a curated record. The coding region runs from base 180 to 1118 and encodes 312 amino acids. Gene Ontology annotation, biological process: rRNA processing.